AUGACGAUUGUCAUUGUGGGCUGCAGUGUCGUGGUGGAGAAGACAAACUCCAGAGCCAGAACACCUGGGUUCACAUCACAGAUCCACCCUUAUACCUGUGUGGCCGUGGGCAUCACGGCGUCGGCCCCUCCGAGUGCGUCCCAGCUGUUCGAGCGACCUUGCCCACGUAUCCUGCCCAGUCAGCCUCCCUCUGCCAUGGCAGCCUACGGCCAGACGCAGUACAGUGCGGGGAUCCAGCAGGCUGCCCCCUACACGGCUUACCCACCUCCAGCACAAGCCUAUGGAAUCCCUUCUUACAGCAUCAAGACAGAAGACAGCUUGAACCAUUCCCCCGGCCAGAGUGGAUUCCUCAGCUAUGGGUCCAGCUUCAGCACCCCAGCCACUGGACAGAGCCCGUACGCCUACCAGAUGCACGGUCAGUGUGGCGCUGCGGCCCCUCCCCACCCGGCUCUAAGGCACCUCCUGAGUUGA
This is a messenger RNA of Ceratotherium simum simum (southern white rhinoceros), 471 nucleotides long. The record is from RefSeq and is a predicted model, not a curated record. Lineage: Eukaryota; Metazoa; Chordata; Mammalia; Perissodactyla; Rhinocerotidae.